AACGACUGUCAACUUUUUUACAACUCUGUUAUCUACGCGCUGUUUUUGACAACUGUACAAUAUUAUAUUUUUCACAGAAUAUUUUAGAAAAUCUAAUACAAUUUUCACAAAAAUACCAUGAAUUCAGCCACAAAAGUGGGUGAAAUAUUCACAGCUGCUGGUCAGGCAUUUAGUCGUUUGGGCGAUUUAACUAUGCAAUUGCAUCCUAAUGCAGAAUCACCAGCUGGAAAAUGGACUGAUGAAGAAAUUGAUAUGUUACAUGCAUCAAUAAUACGAUUCUCGGACGAUUUAAAUAAAAUCAGUUUAAGCAUUAAAAAUAGGACAGUAACACAAAUAAGACAGGCCUUAAAGAAAAAAGCAUUUGAAGAUGCUGGCAUACCAGCUAAACAAGUGCCAGUACAACAAGUACAUCAUGUCGUGCAAACGGUGCAACAGAUACAACAACAACCAAUACAACAGCAACAGAUUACACAGCAACAAACAACAACUCAUCAGAUAAUAAAACAACAUCAUCUACAACAACAACCGCAGCAGCAAGCAACAGUUAUCGCCACAGGUGUAAUCAAUUCACAACAACAGCAUCAUUUACAUCAGCAGCAACAGCCGCAGCAGCAACAACAGCAGCAUCAAACAGUUCAUAUACAAAAUGUUCAACAUAUUGUACCGUUGCAGCAGGUACUUCAACAAUCAUCUUCCUCAUCCGCAACAUCAUCGUCGUCAGGCAACACUUCAACACAAAUUCUGCAAACCACACCGAAACAGAUUAUAAUACAAGCCUCACCACAUGUCACCCCAUCGGUGGGCACCAGCAGCAACAAUUUGGUGGGUAAUCAAGUUUCACUCAAUAACAUCACCUCGACGGCGAAUAUUGUUGCAACGGGAUCACCACAGUUGACACAACCUCAAAUAGUUCAUUUACAGCCACAACAGUUGCAACAACUGCAACAUGCACAACAACAACAGCAGCUGCAGCAACAGCAGCAACAAACACAAGUAAUACAACCUUCCCAUACCACGACUACAACAACAACUGUUACCAUACAACAAUUCCAGCAAAUGCAGGCUCAAAAAGCAUUAUUGGCCGCAGCAGCUGCGGCAGCAUCGGCUAAUACUUCGACGAAUGUUGCAAACACAACAAAUACAAUAUCGACGACACCCACAACCCCUGCCACAGCUACUGUUACCGAAAAUAUUGUAAUACAACAACCAACAACACAACAAAUUGUCACAGGUCCCUCGACAAAUACAACGACUUUGGUGGCAGCUAACACCAACAAUAAUGCUGUAGGCAACACAACUAUCAGCAAUAAUAUGAUAACAAAUGCCACCAACAUUAUAACCAAUACUAACGCUGUGACAUCCACAACUAUUGCCGCUAGCACAGUGCCAAAUAUAGCGGCCACCUCAGUGGCGCUGAAAUCUGGACCAGAUGUAACAAUGACAUUGAAUCGCAUCAAUACAACAGAACAUGAAGUUGAUGUUGAAGAAUGUUUGCCCGCUGAUGUUGUAAAAUUGGAUUUUGCUGGCGAAGAAGUUGCUGGAUGAAAUUUAACUUCCCAAACCAACAAUCGAGCGAUUACACUAACAGCAUCGCCUACACAAACAGCAAUAAUAUCAUCUCCACCUCAUCACCAGCACCAUUAUCAGAAAACACAAUCACAACCAGUACGUCAUUUAACCACAGCAGCAACUACAACAUCAUCUAGAAGAACUAACUUAGAGUUAGCCAAUGUCAUACACACAGUUACGGCAACAGAGGAGGAAGAUGAUGAAAGUGAAAAUCAUCAUGAUCCUCAUCAUCAUCACCACCACCAUGAUACAGCAACAGACGUAAUAGAUGAAGAUUUUUAUUUUUAAAUAAUAUUUUAAAUUUUUCUCAUACCAUUUUCCUUAGAAAUUAAAUCCUUCGUUCCGCUUCCCCUAAUAAUAAUAUUAAAAUUGUUAAUAAUUCUUUGUAUUAUUUUAACAAAGUAUAUUAUUAUUACUUUACUUAAAACUUAAAGUUAACGAAAUUACUUUUAUUUUAUAUUUUCCUUUAGUGUUUAUGAUUUAUUUUUUUUAUUAAUUCUAAAAGAAAUAUUAAUAUAUACAACUGAAUUUUAAUUUAUUUCAAUUUUUUUUUCGUUUUCUUCUCUCCACUCCGGUUGCACUCGUUGAGCAUAUGAGGGUUUAACCCGAAAGAAAAUUGUAAACAAAAUUUUAAAAUUCAAAAUUUUA
Molecule: messenger RNA, 2217 nt
Organism: Lucilia cuprina (Australian sheep blowfly)
Lineage: Eukaryota; Metazoa; Arthropoda; Insecta; Diptera; Calliphoridae
Product: ras-interacting protein RIP3
Exons: 4
Coding region: 118-1545 (475 amino acids)
Cellular component (GO): MLL1 complex; NURF complex
Source: RefSeq, a predicted model, not a curated record